AGUUUCAUUUACUCCGUAGCACACACAAAGUAAUACCUGUGUGUCAGGAGGACAGAACGCAGGCAGAUGUCCAGCAACUGUAUCCAAAGCUGACCGAUAACUUUGUCACUUGUGAUGUAAAGGAUAAAACCUGCUGCCUAAGAGGACUGUCUGUCGGGGACUCUCGCAGAGGUGGCUGUCAUGGAGUUUGGCUGCAGAUACAUUUAUGUAGAUCAGUCCAGGAGUAGUACUGAACUGUGCAGCCAUCCGAAAUCGGUAAGGGCCACUGAGGUCCAGACUGGUGCUGCUGAGAAUGACCUAGCUUUCUAUGACAAUGCCAGCUGUGUAGAGGGACCUAAGACAGAAGCCCAACUUAACGGUUCUAACGCAUACUAUGUACAGCGUCCAGAAGCCUCCCCUAGCUUGGACCAGAAUAUACCACCUCCCAUUCCAGACCGCAAGAAGAAGCCCUCACUAUGUUGCAGACCUGGAACUGUACUACCUCAGGAACUGAGACAUAGCAAAAUAUUUCCAGAACCCAAUGCACCUCCGGAUUUGCUCCAAGCAUGUGGCAGUAGCUUAGAGCAGCAGAAGAUGCCACCUCCCGUUCCAGACCGCAAGAAGAAACCUUCAGUGCUUCGACAGUCUGGUUCUGCUAUGUCUACCUCAGUUACAUAUGACUACGUCCGCUCUGAAGAUGUUUCUGCACCAAAUGUAAAACCUUUGAGUUCUGCUAUGUCUACCUCAGUUACAUAUGACUACGUCCGCUCUGAAGAUGUUUCUGCACCAAAUGUAAAACCUUUGAGUUCUGCUAUGUCUACCUCAGUUACAUAUGACUACGUCCUCUCUGAAGAUGUUUCUGCACCAAAUGUAAAACCUUUGAAAAUACUUCCAGAUGAUCACUUAUACGUGGAUUUCCCACCUCCAGAACUCUCCGGCUUAGAGCAGUCUGCUCCACAUUGUAAAGUGAAUCCUAUUGAAUGCCAGGCACCGGAUGUACCCAAGGACCACCCAGGUGUUACCUUGUUACCUAUUGACAAUGAUUACUUGGAAGUCCUACCAUCACAACCUUCAGACCUGAAAAUGUUGAGUGUUCCACCAAGACCACCAGACCGUCCAAUUACACCUUUAUUGGCCCCUUCUGCGGAUCGGUUGCCAGCCAACUGCAAUAUCCUGCUUCUGAACAUAGGAAAGAUGGUGGACAGCUAUGACCUUGAGACCCUAGGAUUGCCAUUACUGUGCAGCCGCUGCUCGGCCGCCUUCUCGGAGCUCAACCACGUCCAAGAGAACAAGACAUGGACUUGUGUCUUCUGUUCAACUGAAAACCCCAUAAUUGAGGGUGUUAGAUCUGAGAUCACUGGGGGAGGAGACCAGCUGUACAUCCGGGAUUCCCAGCCUGGAAACGAGUACGCCUCCACGGAUGAUACCAUGCUGGUAUUCUGCAUUGACAUAUCAGGGAGCAUGAGUGUGACCACCGAGGUGACGGGCGACCAGAGCCAUGAAUGUAAUACGGUCUAUAAAUCAAGAAUGGAGGCUAUGAAAUCUGGAUUACGUGAGACUCUAAAUUUCUUGUAUAGCCAGCACCCUAGGAAGAGAGUAGCACUUGUAACAUUCAGUGACCAGGUGAAGUUAUAUGGUGAUGGGACUACAGAGCCACAGAUACUGGAGGACUCACAGCUGUUAGACCCCGACUAUCUGAAAUCACAGGGUGAGAACCAACCAAUGCCGCACACACUAGAGGAGACUCUACAUGUCCUGGAAGCAAGGAUCGAAUGCCUGGAAGAAAGUGGAGUUACAGCAUUGGGGCCUGCAGCUUUGGCUUCUAUAGCAAUGGCUGCCAAGAGACCAGGAUCCAAGGUGAUUAUCUGCACAGACGGCAAAGCCAACACUGACCUGGGGAAUCUAGAGAACAUUGCAGAGGAGUACACCUACCAAUCCUCCAGGCUUUAUUACAGCAAUCUGGCCGACUUAGCUCUUCAGCAUAGUGUGAUGAUCUCUGUGGUGACCCUAGAGGGGACUGACUGCCGGUUGCCGGAGCUGGGACAGCUAGCGGAUAAAACAGGAGGCAAGGUGAAUAUUGUACAUCCCUUAAAGUUGGCCAGUGAGUUCCAGUCUAUCCUAGAGGAAGAAAUUAUUGCUACUGAUGUGAAACUGAAGGUGUAUCUGCCUCACUCCAUGCACUUCUUGUACGAGGGGCACACUGAGCCUGUUUUGGAAAGGAUGUUUGGGAGCACAACUCUUGACACCGUUCUAUCCACAGAAUUUGAUAUCCAUUCAGACAAGAUUAAAGAAGUUCUCCGGUACUCCCAGCUCCCGAUACAAGUGCAUUUAUCUUUCACACUUCCGGAUGGAAGAGGAAGAUACCGGAUAAUCAGCCAGAAGAGACCAGUGACUAAUGAUAGUACUGCUGCCCUCGAGUCCAUUAACCUGAUUGUUCUACAGAACCACAGUGUUCAGUUCAGUGCACGCCUGGCUAUGGAAGGACGUGUCAAUGAAGCCAGGAAAGUGGCUCUAGAGCUGAGAGAGCUGGUAGACCAAGUGAUGAGAAAUGAGAAGUACGAGGACCAAGGCGUUGUCUAUGAGGACUGGGAGUGCACUAUGGCUCCUGUCUAUGAGGAUUUGCAGGUGUAUGAGCAGCAAAAAACAUUGAAAGGGAAUGUAGAGGACAGCAUCACAGACGUGCCUGUUGUAAAAACAUUUUCAGAUGAAAUGGCGAAAAUGAUAUUUCACAUGAAGCGAGCCAAGAACAGAGUGCUGGAUAAGCUAAAACAUCAGGCUGAACAAUAAACAGGACAAAGCCAUUUCAAUAUUUAUAUUUCUAUGCGUCUCCAACCCUUCAUAAUAUGGUGGGUUCCUUGUUGCCCAGGGCCGGGCUUGUUGGAGGGGCCUGGGGAUGGGUUCGGUCAGAGUCAGCUGCUAAGGAGGUCAUUGUCCCCCUUUACAGUGGUGCCGAGUGGGACAAAUAUCCCCCUGAGCAGCUGCCAGCAUUUUCACAUUUUUUAGGGCUUGUGGCCAUGCCUCCCCACAUUUGACCAUGCCCCUGGCCCGUGGCCGCUUUUGGCAGCCCUGUGUAGCAGUAUAAGUGGUGUUUCAGAAACAGUAGAGGGAGUGUUGGUCACGAGAAGCCAGAUACCCUAUGGCUAGCCUUCCCUUGGGAAUAAUGUAAAUGUUUCUAUUGGAACAUCAGCAUUGUAGUGCUGUAUGCAACAGGUGGCCAAUGCCUCUAGAACUAACACUCAAUGAAGUUUGUGAACUCCCCCUACUCAGAUUCCAUUGUAUCACUACAUACCUUAAUAGGGUGUAAUACACCUCCUCACCAACACAUGAAGAAUCUGGUCAGGUGAAUAUUUAUGGCCUAAUACAACCUGAUUUAGCCAGAAGCCAUCUUUCUGAACAACAUGGUGGUACUCCUGCCAGUGUGGGUGUCACUACCCGUAAGAAAGUCAUUGUUGCUCCUGAUGUUACCUUUCUGUAAAGAGUGAUAUUCCCCUUUAUAACACAGAACUAAGCAAUAUGCUUCUCUCUUGCCAGUGUGUUACAUGGAUGGUACAGUAUGUAUUCAUUUUACUAGAUACAAGCCCGUCAAAAUGAAGGAACAACAUCACAGUAAUGUCAGGGCAGGUGAACGGAGCAGCAAUUGAAUUUCUCACUCGGGCCCAAAACACUUGAAUUCCCCACAUAGAGGUGAGGAGCAGCGUUAGCCUUGUAUUAUAUAGGAUAUACUGUAUGUAAAAGUCAUUUAAAGCACCACAAAAUCAUAAGCUAAAAUAAUGUAAAUGCAAUAAACUUUCUUAAGAAA
Messenger RNA from Pseudophryne corroboree (corroboree frog), 3778 nucleotides. Its product is annotated as circularly permutated Ras protein 1-like. The record is from RefSeq and is a predicted model, not a curated record. Lineage: Eukaryota; Metazoa; Chordata; Amphibia; Anura; Myobatrachidae. Bases 181 to 2766 code for a protein of 861 amino acids. Gene Ontology annotation, biological process: endoplasmic reticulum to Golgi vesicle-mediated transport; intracellular protein transport; COPII-coated vesicle cargo loading. Gene Ontology annotation, molecular function: zinc ion binding; SNARE binding. Gene Ontology annotation, cellular component: endoplasmic reticulum exit site; COPII vesicle coat. The transcript is spliced from 27 exons.